Molecule: messenger RNA, 294 nt
Organism: Macrosiphum euphorbiae (potato aphid)
Lineage: Eukaryota; Metazoa; Arthropoda; Insecta; Hemiptera; Aphididae
Source: the annotation of a GenBank genome assembly
AUGUGGCUUAUAGAUGGAGUAAAAGCACCACAAGAAACAGUCUGUGAUUUCUCUAUGGCUCUUUUAGGUGGAAUAACUAAAGCAUUUUGUGAUGGAAUGGCACUUCAUGCCUACGUGGACACAUGCCUGGUUAUAUUAAAAGGAAGAACAAAUACUCAUCAUAAUAUGUUAAAAUGUUAUGGGCGAAUUGAUAUAGCGCAUCUUAUUAAGCUCGUAUGCCGAUGGAAAUGUUGGAAUCGAAUAAGGACACCACACCUUAAGGCGGUUGAAAGUGAACCGUUUUUAAGGGGUUGA